Messenger RNA from Salvia miltiorrhiza (redroot sage), 1734 nucleotides. Its product is annotated as heat stress transcription factor A-7a-like. The transcript has 2 exons. Gene Ontology annotation, cellular component: nucleus. Gene Ontology annotation, molecular function: DNA-binding transcription factor activity; RNA polymerase II cis-regulatory region sequence-specific DNA binding. Gene Ontology annotation, biological process: regulation of transcription by RNA polymerase II. The record is from RefSeq and is a predicted model, not a curated record. NCBI's taxonomy places the organism in Eukaryota, Viridiplantae, Streptophyta, Magnoliopsida, Lamiales, Lamiaceae. Bases 331 to 1425 code for a protein of 364 amino acids.
AUGAAUUUUGGUUUUGGAAAAGGGUUGAUUUGUGAAGAGAUUAGUGGUCUGUUUUUGACUGUGAAACAUUUCUUAAAGGUUUCCAAAAUGGGGAAAAUGAUAGCAUAGAGAUAGAGAUAACAACAACACAACACAACACCGCUUUCUCUCUCAUCACAUUCUCUCUCCACCUGUAGCGUAUGCCACUUCACGUACAAAUGUGUACUCACAACCACCAUCCUUGUGUCCUCUUUUCGCACGGAACCUCUCCCUUUCCUCUCAUAUAAUCGGCGUGCUUCCCACCACUUUCACCUCGCACACUCACUAUCCCACUCAGAAUUGGCGCUUCAAAUGGCCAGAAACGAGCCUACCAGCGCGGAGAUUAUGCAGAGCAUCAAGAAAUAUGAGGUUUUGAUGUCUGUUAAGGAGGAGCCGCCCGUAUCUCAUGAAGAAAGUGGCGGCGCAGUGACGGAGGAGGAGCGGCUUCCGAAGCCGCUCGACGGGCUGAAGGAGAAUGGGCCGCCGCCGUUUCUGAGGAAGACAUUUGAGAUGGUGGAUGAUCCCGAAACAGAUUGCAUAAUUUCGUGGAGUCCCACGAAAAAUAGUUUCAUAGUUUGGGACCCUCACCGAUUUUCCACUGAUUUGCUGCCUAGGCACUUCAAGCACAGCAACUUCUCCAGCUUUGUUCGCCAACUUAAUACCUAUAGGUUCAGGAAGAUCGAUUCAGACAGAUGGGAGUUUGCAAACGAAGGGUUUCAGCAGGGUAAGAAGCAUUUGCUGAAGCACAUCACGAGGCGAAAGCAAAACUUCCAAAUAAGUCGGAAACAAUCUUGGGUAGAUUCACCCAAGCACGGGGCGGAGGAAGAGCUCGAGAAUUUGAAAAACAACCAAAACAAGUUGCAAACGGAGGUGUUGAAGCUAAGGCAGCAGCAAGAGAUGACACAGAGUCAUCUGGCAGCUGUUGAGAAGCGUCUUCGUAUAACUGAAACAAAGCAGAAACACAUGACCCUCUUCUUGAUCAAGUUCAUGAAGAAUCCUCAGCUUCUGCAGCGCAUCACUGAGAAGAUGAAGAAGAUAAGGGCACUUGGAAGUGGAGAAGUCUUGAAAAAGAGGAGGCUUGCGGCUCCUGAUCUUGAAGAAGACGACGCCUGCUUGAUGGCAGCAAUGAGAGCCGUUGAUGUUGAUGAUGAUAAGAGGAUCCAAUCAGAUAUUGAGACACUGCUUUGUUGUGAUGAGUCGGGCACGGGCUCCUCUGAGACUACUCAGAGCCGCGAUGAUUUUGUUCUAUGGGAGAAACUGUUGGAAGAUGACAUGAUCUAUGAAGAUGAUAGAGCACAAUGUGAUGUUGUUUCAGAACUGGAGAAUGUGGUGGCGAAGCCCUCGGAGUGUGGGACACAGAUGAGAGGCCUCGUGGAGCUGGUGGGGUGCCUCGCGACGAUUGCCUAGUUGUUCAUCUAACUCAUCUUGUUCAGAGAGAUGGAAUACAAUUAUACAAGGAUUGAAGUAGGAUGAAAUGGCUGUGUAAUUUGGAGUGGAGAAUGGGGUUGCGGUUGCAGUUGCAGUUGUUUAUCAUCUCUUUCUUUCUUGACCAACUUGAGCUUUUCAUCAUUCUUCUUAACUCACCAUCUCCAUCUUAAAUGGGAUUUCUGUAAAUGUGGCAUUUGGUAGGCGAACAUAGUAGAUUUUAUGACUUCUUGGUGUAUGAUGCUUAUGACUUUGUUCUUCUAGUAAUUAUAGUCUACAAUUUCAAUACUA